Messenger RNA from Staurois parvus, 276 nucleotides. The record is from the annotation of a GenBank genome assembly. NCBI's taxonomy places the organism in Eukaryota, Metazoa, Chordata, Amphibia, Anura, Ranidae.
CAGGGGCAGACUGACCAUUUGGGAAUUUGGGCAGUGCCCGAGGGCCCAGGGUCAGUAGGGGGCCCCAUGAGAUGCCCCUGGUACCUUUCAUAGGCUUUUUUGGGUGUGGUUUAAGUGUGAGCGAGGACACAGGGGCCCCAUGAUCCCCUAUUGCCCGCGGGCCCCAUGGGUUGUCAGUCCGCCCCUGCUGUGACAGUCAGUGCUGUCUAUCAGUGUUCGUCAGUGCUGCCUAUCAGUGCUGCCUAUCAGUGCCCAUCAGUGCUACCUAUUAGUGCC